UUGUCCUAAGAAAAACAAAUUUUUCUAACAAAGUCUGUCUUUUGCAAACUUAGUUUGAAGAAGAAAAACAAAAGAUGGAAGAGAGCAGAAGAACAGAACAAGUUGUAUUUUUGCAGAAGUUGAAAAGAUUGAUCGUGUCUUUUGUUUGUUGUCUACCAAUGUCUCUUCUCGGUCUUCUUAUCAUGCUUCUCUUAAUCUACAACAGUUUCUCUGUCUUCUCUCUUUAUCUUGAUCCAAUCCCACCCAUUAAACCCACUCCUUCACUUUAUCAACACCAAGUUCUUCAUCAUCAUCAUCCAUCAAUAUCAUUACCAUCAACAGAAACACUAACAUCAUCAUCCAAGUCAGAUUCUUCACUGUUGCUUGCAGUGAAAGAAACCUCUUCAGGGCUCGUACAGAAGCCAAAAGGAAAAUCAAGAGAGAGUUUCAAGACGAGGAUCAAGUCAUUCUUGUCCAAAUCCUCCUGUGAAUCCCUCUUCUUCAUGACUUGGAUCUCUUCCAUCGAAUCUUUUGGUGAUAGAGAAUGGUUCACAAUAGAGAGUCUCUUCAAAUCCCACCCAAAUAGCUGUUUGAUCUUGGUCUCGAACUCAUUUGACUGUGAGAGAGGAACUCUAAUCUUGAAACCCUUUACGGACAAAGGGCUUAAAGUGCUUGCGAUUAAACCGGACUUCACUUACAUCUUCAAAAACACAUCAGCAGAGAAAUGGUAUGAAAGAUUGAAGAAAAGAAUGUUCAGUCCAGGUGUGAUUCCAUUAGAGCAAAACCUUUCUAACCUUCUAAGAUUAGUCUUGCUCUACAAAUACGGUGGAAUCUACUUAGACACAGACUUUAUAGUCCUCAAAUCUCUCACCAACCUCCACAACGUAAUCGGAGCACAAGCAGUUGAUGUGGUCACAAGAAAAUGGAGCAGGCUCAACAAUGCUGUGCUCAUCUUUGACAAGAACCAUCCUCUCCUUGAGAAGUUCAUCAACGAGUUCUCAAGAACCUUCAACGGUAACAGAUGGGGUCACAAUGGUCCAUACUUAGUAUCCAGAGUUGUUGCGAGAUUCAAUACUUCUUCCUCGGAUUUGGGAUUCUCUGUUCUUCCACCAUCUGCGUUUUAUCCGGUGGAUUGGACUAAAAUCAGCAGGUUUUACAGAGCGUCUGCGAAUGAGAGCGAGGUGAAUUGGUCGAGGAAGAGGCUUAUGCAUUUGCGUAAACAUAGCUUUGCUGUUCAUCUUUGGAACAGAGAGAGUAAGAAGCUUAGGAUUGAAGAAGGAGGCAUCAUUCAUCAACUCAUGUCUGAUUCUUGCAUCUUUUGUAACUCUUCUUCUUUACAUUCUACUUAUUAAAAACCGUGUAUAGUAAGUUUCUACAAGAGAAAGAGAGAGAG
Eruca vesicaria subsp. sativa (arugula) is the source of this 1372-nucleotide messenger RNA. The record is from the annotation of a GenBank genome assembly. Lineage: Eukaryota; Viridiplantae; Streptophyta; Magnoliopsida; Brassicales; Brassicaceae.